AUGCCUCAACAAUCAACCACCACAACCACCCAAGAUAUCCCUGAAGAGAAAAACUCGAACUACAUUGCGUGCCUCGAUUACCUCAGUAACGAGCAGCUCAAAGCACUCCAGCAUAUGUUCUACGGUGACUACGACCAGAAGGAUGCCCUGUGGCUCGCAUGCAGCAUCCUAGAUGUACCUGGCGUGAAGAAGUUGGCGGAUCGGUUUAUUUCGGAUCGCGAAGAGGCCGCCCUGCGUUUCAUGGUGAAAGAGGACACGGAGGCCGGAAUGCUUGUCCCUGGUAACGAGCCCUUCCUCUUCUGCGCCGACAGCCUCAGCCCCCCAGAACUCGAAGCACUGCAAUACAUGGUCUACGGCCCCUACGGCCACAAGUUUGAACUACAGCUCGCGUUCGCCUCCCAGGAUAUAGGUGCGGUGAAGACACUGGUGCAGCAGUUCAUUGAUGAUUCCGAAUGGGCCGACGAAAAGUCCAAGGAGUUGGUAGCUUCACGGGGUAUCUAGUGAAAGAACUACGACGGCCUCAAGUGAUGGAGCCAGCGUACUAGUCAGGUAUGCUACCUAGCCAAUCAAUGAUCUCCCGUGACACUUGAUGACAGUUACACUGACAUUUCCACCAAAAGCAGAC
Mytilinidion resinicola is the source of this 625-nucleotide messenger RNA. RefSeq lists its product as uncharacterized. The transcript has a single exon. Bases 1 to 501 code for a protein of 166 amino acids. The record is from RefSeq and is a predicted model, not a curated record. NCBI's taxonomy places the organism in Eukaryota, Fungi, Ascomycota, Dothideomycetes, Mytilinidiales, Mytilinidiaceae.